Messenger RNA from Pleuronectes platessa (European plaice), 1536 nucleotides. RefSeq lists its product as uncharacterized. Lineage: Eukaryota; Metazoa; Chordata; Actinopteri; Pleuronectiformes; Pleuronectidae. The coding region runs from base 339 to 1304 and encodes 321 amino acids. The transcript is spliced from 4 exons. The record is from RefSeq and is a predicted model, not a curated record. Gene Ontology annotation, molecular function: catalytic activity.
GAUAAGAUUUUGCUGCACCUUUGUGUUGUAGCGGUUGUUGAACAUGUUGUCUCCUGUAGUGAGUCACUGUCUUUUAAUCUUCAGCUCAGGAGCUUCCUCUGGUGUCACUUCUUCAAACUGCAGCCAGACAGUUUCUUUUCAUCCUCUGGGCCACUGUGCUACACUUCCGGUCCAGUAGAUGGGGGUAAAGAGCUCUUUAUAACAGUUUUACCAAACGCUAGAAGAAGAAUCUGUAAAGAGGAAGUGUGAGUUUUAAUGUUUCUGUUUUUAAACUUGUCUGUUUUCUAUAAAGAGGAAGAGGAGAAGAAGAAAUCAGUUUAUUGUCACUUGGUAACUUGAUGCUGUUUUCAAGCUUCAUCCUCAGAAGAAUGUCCUCCGCUCCCUCCCUUCAUGUCCUCUGGGAGUCUGAGGGGCUGGUGGCCUACCUCCACCCACGGCCCUGGACCCCGGGCUCCGUUAUCCUGGAGAGCCUGACUCCCGGCAGCCCUGGAGGAAGCAUCUUCCACCUGCAGGAGCCGGAGUACCUGUCCUGGCUGCUGGGAGUGAGAGCCGUGUCCCAGCUGCUGUGUGAGAGGUUGGGGGUUCGUAGGUGUGCGCUGGUCAGCAGACCCCACAGAGACAGGCCUGCCCAGAUUUGUGUCCUCCCCUUACAUGGUCUGGAUGACGAGUGGCGCCCUCACCUGGCCGGAGAGGAGGAGCACAACGCCCAGGACCCGGGCUACUGCACGUCUAAGACAGCCCCCAGGUGGACCGACUCCAGCCUUACUGAAAUCCAAACCAAGAUUCGAGCCAAACUCCCGUCUCCGGACGCCCCCCCCAAUCUGACCUUCCUCGGGGCCGACCCGGCUCACCCCGGGCUGUUCUCGCGCAUCGUGCGUGGGGAGGAGCAGCAGUGGCGCGUGUGGGAGGACGAGGGUCAUGUGGCCUUCCUCACGCCUUUCCCCAACUCCCCUGGACUCACUGUGCUGGUCCCACGCCGACCUUUGACCUCUGAUAUAUUCAGAUUAGAAAAAACGGAUUAUGAAGGAUUGGUGCUGGCGACUCAGAAGGUGUCCCGACUUCUGGAGGAGGGGCUGGGUGCCUCUGGGGUGGGGCUUAUUUUCGAGGGUUUUGAGAUUGACUAUGCACAUGCCAAGUUGAUGCCACUGUUUUCCCCUCCAUCAUCAAUGGCAGCAGGUGACCUCACUGAACCUAGAACGCCCCAGUUCUACCCCACAUACCCUGGGUACGUGAGCUCAGAGGACGGACCUGAAGCCAGCCUGGAAGGUCUGAAGGAGAUGCACAGCAAAAUGACUCGGGAUUAAAACGAUUCCUACUCAUGUACCCCCGUGAAACAGUCUGUUCAGUUGUUUUUGUGUUAUUUUUAUUAAAAAGAAACAAACAAAGGGUGAAAACUUAACCUUCUUGGUGGAGGCCAAGUCACAAAGUUAAUUCUUAACUUCAAAUCUUUUCAACAACGUGUGCAGCAAGUUUCUUAUCAGAAUAAAUAUGCUGUUUAUCUGUGUUCUUUACCUAUUAAAGUGUGUUGUGUAUUUA